Molecule: messenger RNA, 1296 nt
Organism: Rubroshorea leprosula
Lineage: Eukaryota; Viridiplantae; Streptophyta; Magnoliopsida; Malvales; Dipterocarpaceae
Source: the annotation of a GenBank genome assembly
AUUGAUGUUAAAAUUCAUUCUAAAUGCGUAUGCCAUUUCUACACUGCUACUUUUAAAUUUUCAUUUCCUAGGACAACUGUUUAAUUAUCCUCUCAUUAUUAUUAUUAUUAUUAUUAUUAUUAUUAUUUAUCUUCUCUGGUAUCAGCUGUAGCCGUGUGGGUUUGAUUUCAGUAUGUUGUCUCUUGUUUGUGCAUAGCUGUCUUUUUUCAAAUUAUCACAACCCUUCGUCCUCCAAAAGAGGGAUCCCAAUGUAGGUAUGUCACCAUAACAAAUUAAGUUUAUUUGAUUCUUGUUGGUUAAGCACCUUUUAAAUGUUUUCCAUGUGUUCUCGUGAAGUGAAGGUUGCAUAACAAUAUAAACUACUCAAAUGCAUUUUAUGGUUGCAGUUUGCAGGCACUAACCAAACUAUUUUGCAUCUUGUAUUCUGAAAAACCUGAGGUUUCAGUCUUAAAAAAGGAAUCUGAAGUUGUUUGCGAUUCUCUCCCGGGGAUUUUGUAUUCAAGCUUUUGUUUCAUUUUUGAUGUUUUUGUACUCAUUUACCACCAUUUGUUUUUGCAGAUUUGAUUUCUGCCGUGUGGUUGCUUGUAUGUUUCCCAUAAUCACCACUGAUGUUCCUUCAAAAGUGUCCAUAUGGAUCUUUAUAACUUGUUCUGCAGAUAAGCGGAUGGAUGGCAACAAUCAGAGUGCUGCUAAAAUUGCAGACAGAAGCAUCUUUGUUUGAUGUUAUGCUACCGAUUCACACAAGCCACAGCAAAUACAAAGGAUUACAAGGAUGUAGAUCACUUCUUGCCAUGUCCUUAAACACCUGUCUCCUAUGGUCAUGUCCACAACAGAUAGAAAUGCUUGUGUUUUGGAUAUUGAUUCAUAGAUAGCAAGAAAAUUAAGGUGCUAAUUUUCAUGCUUUCUGAUAGACCAAAUGGAUUUUGGAUCGAAUAAGUUCUUGUUGCAACAAUGGUAUUAUAAUUCACCUUUGGCAACACGGGACAGAUGAUACUCAGAUUCAGAUUGGCUUCCUUAUCAACAACGUUGAAGCUGCCAUCUAUGCUUCUUUAUGCAUUAAGGUUUGCCCAAAAGAACCUUCAGUGAUGUGUACAAAGCCAGAGUUUGCCACCGAGGACAAUGAGAAAGUUCAUUCCAUAGAAAGUCUCUCGUCUCAUGAUGUAGUUAUGCUUAACAUCUUUUAUGUAUUUUUCUGUGGUUGCUGUUUGCUAAACUCAUACUAUAUAUAUGUCAAACAUAUGAUCGUUUUCUAUUGAAAGAUGGUGUUUUGCUGCAUAUGGAGAUGAAAAGCUGCAC